This is a messenger RNA of Pneumocystis murina B123, 2445 nucleotides long. RefSeq lists its product as hypothetical. Gene Ontology annotation, biological process: UDP-galactose transmembrane transport. Gene Ontology annotation, cellular component: endoplasmic reticulum membrane; Golgi membrane. The transcript is spliced from 2 exons. Gene Ontology annotation, molecular function: UDP-glucose transmembrane transporter activity; UDP-galactose transmembrane transporter activity. The coding region runs from base 55 to 1014 and encodes 319 amino acids. Lineage: Eukaryota; Fungi; Ascomycota; Pneumocystomycetes; Pneumocystales; Pneumocystaceae. The record is from RefSeq and is a predicted model, not a curated record.
UUUGCAUCAAAUUAUUUAUUAAAACUAAUAUUUUUUAUAUAAAAAAAAUAAUUGAUGGGGAUCUUAAUAUGUAUUUUAGGGAUAUAUAUUUCAUUUCUUUUAUGGAGUAUUUUACAAGAACGUAUAACUACUAGAUCUUAUGGAAAAGAAAUAUUUAAUUCAGUAAUAAUAUUAAGUAUUAUGCAAUCAUUUAUUGCUAUUAUAGUAUCUUUUAUAUUUAUGCAUUUCAUUACAAAACGAUCAAAAAAAAAAAUUCCUUCUCUUUCGAAAUCUUUAUUCUUAAAACUUAUUUUAGUAGCAUUGAGUUCAUCAUUAGCAUCACCACUUGGUUAUGCAUCUCUUAAACACAUUAAUUAUCCUACUCUUAUACUUGGAAAAUCUUGCAAACUACUUCCUGUUAUGGCCAUUCAUACCAUCUUUUACAAAACACAUUUUACUUAUCAUAAGUAUUUAAUAGUAGCUAUAGUAACUUCUGGAAUUGCAAUUUUUACUUUAUAUGAUUCACAGUUAUCAUCUAAAACCAAUAAACAAUUAUCAAAUGAUACAUGGGGCCUUUUUCUUCUUAGCAUUAGUCUUCUUUUAGAUGGAUAUACUAAUUCAACACAGGACCAAAUUUUUAAAGCAUUUUCACAUGUAACUGGUCCAUGGAUGAUGUUAUAUAUGAAUAUUCUAUCUACAGUAGGUACGACAUUAUACUUGUUAUGUUUUACAAAUGAAUUGGUAACAACACUUGAAUUUAUCAAAAAAUAUCCAUCAAUUAUUUCUGAUAUUCUUAUUUAUGGUUGUUCUGGAGCAAUUGGACAAUUGUUUAUUUUCCAUACAUUAGAAAAAUAUGGCAGUUUAAUCUUAAUAACUAUCACACUUACAAGAAAAAUGCUAACGCUAUUAUUAAGUCUUAUUUGGUUUAAUCAUAAGUUAACAAUUGGCCAGUGGAUAGGUGUAGUAUUGGUAUUUUAUGGAGCAAGUUUGGAAGCAUAUAUAAAACAUACACAAUUAGCUAAAAAAAAAGUAUAAAACAUUUAUACGAAAUCUCAUACGUAAAUUUAUAAAAUUUAUAAUAAACAUAUAAAUAAUAUAAAAAUGAAACAAUAUUCUAAAAACAAAUCUAUAACAAAAAACAUAUAUUUUAAUUACGCUACAUAAUUAAUAUAUAAUAGCAAUACCAUCAAUAUACUGCUUCCUUAUUUCUUUGAGGCUUUCUGAGCAGCUUUAGUAACCUUACCAGCCUUCUCAAUCUUAGAGACAGAUUUAAUAACACCCACAGCAACAGUUUGUCUCAUAUCACGAACAGCAAAUCGACCCAAUGGAGGAUAAUCGGUAAAAGACUCAACACACAUAGGCUUACUUGGUACCAUAUCGACAAUACAAGCAUCGCCCGACUUCACAAACUUAGGAUUGUCCUCAAUCUUCUUGCCAGUACGUCGAUCAAUUUUCUCUGAAAUAUUAAAAAACUUACAUGCAAUAUGGGCAGUAUGACAAUCCAAAACAGGUGCAUAACCAGCACUAAUUUGGCCGGGAUGAUUAAGAAUAAUGACUUGAGAAAGAAAACCUUCACAACCCUUAGGAGGAUCAUUCUUAGAAUCACCAGCAACAUUUCCACGACGAAUCUCCUUAACAGAAACAUUCUUAACAUUAAAACCAACAUUAUCGCCAGGCAAAGCCUCUGUAAGCUGCUCAUGAUGCAUUUCGACAGAUUUUACCUCAGUAGUCAAACCAGAGGGAGCAAAUGUAACGACCAUUCCUGGCUUUAUGAUUCCUGUCUCAACGCGACCAACAGGAACUGUUCCGAUACCACCAAUUUUAUAUACAUCCUGAAGAGGAAGACGAAGAGGCUUAUCAGAAGGACGAACAGGAGGUUCUAUGGAAUCGAUUGCUUCAAUUAAAGUUUUCCCCUUUAACACUGUAUUUUUACAAUCUUUAGUCCAUCCUUUAAACCAUGGCAUAUUAGGAGAUUCCUCUACCAUAUUAUCACCAUGCCAUCCAGAUAUAGGAACAAACGGAACAGUUGCUGGAUUAUAACCAACUUUCUUGAUAAAAUUAGAAGUCUCUUUAACGAUUUCAUCAAAACGGCUUUCAGACCAAUUAGUAUUGUCCAUUUUAUUAACAGCGACAAUAAGCUGUUUAACACCUAAAGUAUAAGCAAGAAGGGCAUGUUCUCGAGUCUGACCAUCCUUGGAAAUACCAGCCUCAAAUUCACCAGUACCACUGGCAAUAAUAAGAAUGGCACAGUCUGCCUGAGAAGUACCGGUAAUCAUAUUUUUAAUGAAGUCACGAUGCCCUGGUGCAUCAAUAACAGUAACAUAAUAUUUAGAGGUUUCAAAUUUCCAAAGAGCAAUAUCGAUAGUAAUACCACGCUCUCGUUCUGCUUUCAACUUAUCAAGAACCCAAGCAUACUUAAAAGAGCCCUUCCCAAGCUCAGCCGCUUCCUUUUCACUAACAAAAACA